Molecule: messenger RNA, 594 nt
Organism: Gongylonema pulchrum
Lineage: Eukaryota; Metazoa; Nematoda; Chromadorea; Rhabditida; Gongylonematidae
Source: the annotation of a GenBank genome assembly
AUGGAGCAAGUGAACGAGGGCGAGCAACAGCAACGAGAACAGCUCGAAAUGCGCCAUCAGCAACAUCUCACAGAGAUAAGGGAGAGAAGUCAGGCGAUGAGACAGUUGGACCAUGAUAUCAGUGAUGUAACGCAGAUAAUGAAAGAUUUGGCGAGAAUUGUGCAUGAUCAGGGCGAAUUCGUGGACAGCAUUGAGGCAAAUGUGGAACAUUCAACCAUCCAAGUACAUCAGGGUGCAAUAGAUGUGCACCGAGCAGUAGUCUAUCAGCAGAAAGCGCGACAGAAGAAACUCAUUUUACUUGCUUUCUUCAUCACUCUGAUUGUCAUCCUCAUUCUGGUCGCCUAUUUCUUCAGCAACGUGCAUGGCCUCCACUGGCAGCAGCGGUUGAAGGAAUGGCUUGGAAAUGGGCCGUUUGUGUAUGGCAGUCGUAUUUCAUCAGUUGAUGCGACUUGCCCCAAACAAGCUGCUUGCACGGUCGAGAAAAUGGAACGAAGGUUUGGACUUAGCUGGUCGAAAUUGCGUGUUGGACUUAGCUGGUCACAACUGGGCGAAGCCAUCACGAAGAAAAAGUCAGCAAUGAUUGUGGUGCUAUAA